AUGGAACGAUUUGGAGAUGUUGAUGCCUUGGAUGAUAAUGUAGAAUCAUUUUUAUCAAAUGAUGGCGGAGAUGGUGGAAAUCUCUAUGGGACAGUGAAACAAAGCCCGGCUGAGCAACAGAAAGAGUCUUCAAAAGGUUUCACCUUCGCAGAAUUUGGUAGCAUGAGAGCAAGGAACAGCAAAGUUACUUGUUGUCACUUUUCUUCAGAUGGAAAGUGGCUUGCCAGUGCUGGAGAUGACAUGAAGAUUUCCGUCUGGAGCAUGGACACUUUAAAGACAGAGAACAGUCCUGCAGAACACAAAGCAGUUAUUACAGAUGUCCGUUUCAGACCAAAUUCACUUCAGUUGGCAACCGCCUCAAUUGAUAAAUCUGUUCGGUUAUGGGACACAACCAAUCCUACCCGUUGUGUGCAAGAAUAUAGUGGGCACUCUUCAGCUAUAAUGUCUCUUGAUUUUCAUCCUAAAAAGACUGAACUUUUCUGCUUCUGUGAUGGAGAAAAUGAAAUUCGGUAUUGGAAUAUCAAUUCUUCCACCUGCUCCCGUGUAACUAAGGGAGGUAAUACACAAGUGAGGUUUCAGCCUAGACUGGGGCAUUUACUAGCAGCAGCUUCGGAUAAAGGAGUGUCAAUUUUUGAUGUUGAAGCUGACACAAAAAUUUACUCCCUGCAGGGUCAUCCUGAACCAGUGAGCUAUAUUUGCUGGGAUGCGAAUGGUGAAGCCUUGGCAUCUCUGAGUCUUCAAAUGGUAAAGAUUUGGAGUUUGAACUCGGGAGAAUGCAUUCAGGAGAUCAGCUCCACUACUAGCCAAUUUCAUUCCUGUGUUUUUCAUCCGAGUUAUUCAACUUUGUUGGUGAUUGGAGGAUAUUCGUGCUUAGAGUUAUGGAACAUGAGCGAGAACAAAAGCAUGACAAUAUCUGCACAUCAAAAUGUAGUAUCCAGCCUGGCUCACUCUACUGUCACUGGAAUGGUUGCCUCUGCAAGUUUUGACAACUAUGUAAAGCUGUGGAAAUAA
Sphenostylis stenocarpa is the source of this 1011-nucleotide messenger RNA. The record is from the annotation of a GenBank genome assembly. Lineage: Eukaryota; Viridiplantae; Streptophyta; Magnoliopsida; Fabales; Fabaceae.